AUGCCCUGCGAGCGAUAUCUGGACCCUUCGACAUUAUCAAACAUUGUCAAAGCCCGUCAAGGAGGGAUGAAAGGGAAAGAGCUCGACUACCAGGUAGUUCAACGGGAAUUCGCACAUCAACAACGGCAGGACUUCGAAAAAGUCACCAAUUUGAAUCGUGCCACUUUGGAGAUUCUGAUUGAGAACUCGAACUCGAAACGAACGUUUUUCCUUCAAGCUUUGGUGAAAAAUGAUUACAAUCGAGAAUUGAUGAAUGUGCUCAAUCGGAGUCUCGCAGAAGGGUGGAUGAUGUUCUUCGAAAAAGCGCCGAGGCACGAUUUGUGUUUCGAGGAGAUGCAAGAUUUCGCCUACAAAGUCGUCCAUCGGUUGUCGAUUCAAUUCCCUCCGUCACUGAUGCAAUAUUUGGAUGAGAAUUUUCAAAGAUCUGUGCGUCAGCAUCAGAAUGUCUCGUUUCAACAUGUCCCACUUGGACAUCAAGGUCAAAACCCAGCUCAACAUCAACUUCAGAAAUGCUCUUAUGUU
This is a messenger RNA of Mesorhabditis belari, 522 nucleotides long. The record is from the annotation of a GenBank genome assembly. NCBI's taxonomy places the organism in Eukaryota, Metazoa, Nematoda, Chromadorea, Rhabditida, Rhabditidae.